AUGGCGACUGGUCUUGAUGCAGAACUUUAUUAUGUGAGAAACGAUCUUAUUAGUCAUUACGCUCUAUCCUUUAACCUGUUAGUACCCAGUGAGACAAAUUUCCUGCACUUCACUUGGCAUGCUAAGUCCAAGGUUGAAUAUAAGCUGGGAUUUCAAGUAGACAAUUUUGUGGCUAUGGACAUGCCCCAGGUCAACAUUUCUGUUCAGGGGGAAGUUCCACGUACUUUAUCAGUGUUUAGAGUUGAGCUCUCCUGUACUGGCAAAGUAGAUUCUGAAGUUAUGAUAUUAAUGCAACUCAACUUGACAGUAAAUUCUUCAAAAAAUUUUACAGUCUUAAAUUUUAAACGAAGGAAAAUGUGCUACAAAAAAUUUGAAGAAGUAAAAACUUCAGCCUUGGACAAAAACUCUAGCAGAACUAUUUAUGAUCCUGUACAUGCAGCUCCAACCACUUCUACACGUGUGUUUUAUAUCAGUGUAGGGGUUUGCUGUGCAGUAAUAUUUCUUGUAGCAAUAAUAUUAGCUGUUUUGCACCUUCAUAGUAUGAAAAGGAUUGAACUGGAUGACAGCAUCAGUGCCAGCAGUAGUUCCCAAGGGCUGUCUCAACCAUCGACUCAGACAACUCAGUAUCUGAGAGCCGACACGCCCAACAAUGCAACUCCUAUCACCAGUUAUCCUACUUUGCGAAUAGAGAAGAACGACCUGAGAAGUGUCACUCUUUUGGAGGCCAAAGCCAAGGUGAAGGAUAUAGCAAUAUCCAGGGAGAGGAUAACCCUAAAAGAUGUACUCCAAGAAGGUACUUUUGGACGUAUUUUCCAUGGAGUUUUAAUAGAUGAAAAAGAUCCAAAUAAAGAAAAACAGGCAUUUGUGAAAACAGUUAAAGAUCAAGCUUCUGAAAUUCAGGUGACUAUGAUGCUCACUGAAAGUUGUAAGCUGCGAGGUCUUCAUCAUAGAAAUCUUCUUCCUAUUACGCAUGUGUGUAUAGAAGAUGGAGAAAAGCCCAUGGUGAUACUGCCUUACAUGAAUUGGGGGAAUCUUAAAUUGUUCUUACGGCAGUGCAAAUUAGUAGAGGCAAAUAAUCCCCAGGCAAUUUCUCAGCAAGACUUGGUACACAUGGCCAUUCAGAUUGCCUGUGGAAUGAGCUAUCUGGCCAGAAGGGAAGUCAUCCACAAAGAUCUGGCUGCUAGGAACUGUGUCAUUGAUGAUACACUUCAAGUAAAGAUCACAGACAAUGCUCUGUCCAGAGACUUGUUCCCCAUGGACUAUCACUGUCUGGGGGACAAUGAAAACAGGCCAGUUCGGUGGAUGGCUCUUGAAAGUCUAGUUAAUAAUGAGUUCUCCAGUGCUAGUGAUGUGUGGGCCUUUGGAGUGACACUGUGGGAGCUCAUGACACUGGGCCAGACACCGUAUGUGGACAUUGACCCCUUUGAGAUGGCUGCAUACCUGAAAGAUGGCUACCGAAUAGCUCAGCCAAUCAACUGUCCAGAUGAACUAUUUGCUGUGAUGGCCUGUUGCUGGGCCUUAGAUCCGGAGGAGAGGCCCAAGUUCCAGCAGCUGGUGCAGUGUCUCACAGAAUUCCAUGCAGCCUUGGGAGCCUAUGUGUGACACUCCUGUCACAGUCCUACACCAUUAGGAGGAACACACCUGUCAGAGGUCAUUUGGAGCCAGUCAGGGACACUUCGUAUAUAAUGCAACACCAGUAGAACCACACUUGUCUUCCAAAACACCGUGCCUUAGGAAUGCUUUAGAAUCUGAACUUUUUAAUACAAACUUAAUAUUGUGGAAUAUUUUUUAGAUAUCACUUUUAUUAGGUUGAACUGAAAGGUUUUUUAUUAUUUUUUUGGCCAAAAGAUUUUUAAAACAUAGUUAUUUUGGACUAUGGGUACAUUCUUACAAAAUAAAUAAACAGUUUUUAAAAUUGUUUAAACACAGAUAUUUGAAAUAGCUAAUAGUGCCAACUGCUUUUUAUUUUUUUACUUCAUCAAAGGUAAUCAUAGGUGAGUCACCUUUAAAGGUUUUUUUUUUUUUUUUUAAAUCACUAGUCCUGGAAAUGGCUUGUCUUCAAGAUGUAGUACUUUUCUUAGGAAAAGUAACAUAAAAAGAUCUGGUUUGCCUAAUUCAAGAAAAGGCAAUAUUGGAAGAAGAAAAUUUAUAGAAAAUCUCAAAAUUUUUGAAUACUUAUUAGGAACAGAAACAACUCUUGCAUGGAAAGUGGCAUAUUUUUAGUUUUAUUUUUUAAUAACAUGGAGUUCUGCUUUACUAUAUUGGGGGAAGCAGGAGCUAGAUUUAUCACAUCUUAAACUGGUCAGAAAUUAACUUUUCUAUGAGCCAUCAGUUGGUUUGGAGCAGGUCAUUAGUAAACAGUGGCAAUUUUAUUUAUUCUUACUCUCUGGAAAAGGAGAUGAUACAGAAAGUGAAAUCCUGUUUCCAAGGUUAAGGCUGCCUUUAUUGCACCCAAAAUAGUGCUAUGCACAGAGUGGGUGCUUGAGUUGUUAUGGGUAAAAAAACGGAAACUGGUCAAUUUUGUGCUUAUCUUCUAGGCUGGCUUAAGUAUAAAAUUUGUUUUUAAAACACUUGAAAAAUUAAAGGAUUUGUUUUUAUAUU
Messenger RNA from Orycteropus afer afer, 2601 nucleotides. RefSeq names its product receptor like tyrosine kinase (gene RYK). Gene Ontology annotation, biological process: positive regulation of kinase activity; axonogenesis; protein phosphorylation. Lineage: Eukaryota; Metazoa; Chordata; Mammalia; Tubulidentata; Orycteropodidae. Gene Ontology annotation, molecular function: ATP binding; protein kinase activity. Gene Ontology annotation, cellular component: signaling receptor complex. The record is from RefSeq and is a predicted model, not a curated record.